UUUUCGCACCAGACCAUUCAGUUGAUUUUCAACCGCGGUCGCGUUUCGUUUCCCAGGGAACAGUUUAAAACAUAUCGGCAAAGCAUCUGCAGGUUGAAGUUGAUAUUUUCAUCUCGCUGGUGAAUUUGGCUGGGCGUGCAAAAUGUUCAAGCUGAGCAUUUUAGCGCUGCUUCUGCCGUUGGGCUUAGCGCAAGCUGAUUAUGGAGGAACGUACAGCUGUUAUUCGGGAAGUAAGGAAUGCAAGCUAGCCAAUCUGCACUAUGAUACGAAGGAUGCUGUGGCCAGUAUAAAAAUCGUCGGAGGAACUGGACCGUUUCUGGACAUCGAGUUUGUGGAUUCUUCUUUUCCGAUCAUUCCUCCGUCUUUGUUUCAUGACAACGACAAUGUCAGAUCACUUUCGGUGAAGGAUUGCGAAAUUCGUGCUGUUGAAGCUAGCACUUUUCGGGAUGCUCGGGAGCUGAAAUAUCUCAAGAUUCAGAAAAAUGGCAUUACAAAGCUAUUUAACGAUAUGUUUCGUGAUACGAAGCUGACGAAGGCUAAUUUUGAAAAGAACAGGAUAAGCGAAAUCGAGCAGUUCACAUUCAGACGAUGCCGGGAUUUAAACACACUGAGGCUGUCUGAAAAUAGAAUCCAAAACGUCCCGCAUCAGCUUUUCGAGGGUUUGACGCAGUUGGAAGAAUUGAACUUGGAUAAAAAUCGAGUAGUGGAGCUUCCGGAUAAUGUGUUCCGAGAUUUGGCGCACUUGCAGGAGCUUGAUCUGAGCAACAAUUUCAUCCAAGAACUUAAACCAAACACCUUUGCUGGGUUGGCGGGUUUGAGAAAAUUAGAUCUCAAGGAAAAUGAGAUAUCGACUAUUGACGCACAAGCGUUCGCUCCGCUGACAGGUUUGAUUGAACUUGAUCUUGAGGAAAAUAACAUUAAAGUUUUGCUGCCGGAAACGUUUGCUCGUUUGACGUAUUUGAGGGAGUUGAUUUUGACCGAAAACUAUAUCGAACAUGUGGAUGAAAGACUAUUCGCACCGAACUCUGCGAUUCAAACACUUGUUCUGAACAAUAAUUCAAUUGAAGCGUUGCAACCUGGCCUAUUCUCGAAUCUUCCGCGCUUGGAGCAAUUGUCGGUUCAGUUCAAUGAAAUCGGCAGCCUGGACGAUGAUCUGUUCUCGAGGAAUACCAAUUUGGAUACGUUGCAUUUCGAAGGUAACGUCAUCAGUAAGAUCGCACUGCGGGCAUUCGCUAAUUUGCGCCGAUUGGAAAUUUUGGAUCUCGAUGAUAAUAACCUGGCAACACUGGACGGAGGAAUUUUUAGCGAUCUUGAGGCACUUGAGAAAUUGUUCUUGGAGAACAAUCUACUUCGAGAGCUGAGAGCGGGGUCGUUCCGUGGGUUGAGAAAUCUUAAGAAACUUGAUUUGAAGGACAAUUUGAUACGUUCUGUAGAUGGAGCGGUAUUCAAUGAUGUUGGACAGCUGAAAAGUUUGUCGCUUGAAGAUAAUUUGAUUGGUGAAAUCCCUCGUGGCUUGUUUUCUGGAUUAACUCGGCUGAAGGAGCUUUCUCUUAGCGAUAACAAUUUGGAAGAUUUGCAGGAUUCCGUCUUUCAAGGUGCCGCGGAUUCUUUGGAGGAGCUGUAUCUUUCCAACAAUAAAUUUUCAACUAUUCGUUCGUCUGCUUUGAAUUUGAGAUCGCUGGAUCAUUUGGAUUUGUCCGAUAAUUAUUUUAAAUCAUUUCCCACUAAUGCCUUCGAGUAUCUGAAACGUUUGGAGUCGUUAGACUUGGAUGAUAAUAAACUCACGGAAAUACCGGAUGCCAUUCGAGGGAUUUCUUCCUUGAAGGAAUUGGAUUUAUCGUCGAAUAAGAUCGGAAUAAUUGAUGGUCAAGUUUUAAGUUCUCUACAUAACCUCAAAGAGUUAGAUCUCUCGGAUAACUAUUUGAAAAACAUCCCAAUCGAUGCUUUCAGCAACUUGAAAUCGUUGAAAGAGUUGCGUUUGGAUGACAAUGAUUUGGAGGGGAUUUUGGACAACAUUUUCGCACAAAAUCGACAGUUGAAGGAGUUAGCGCUGAGCGACAACGACAUUCGUGAGCUCAGAUCACGAAUGUUCUUUGGAUUAUCCAAUUUGGAAGAGCUAGAUUUGGAUAACAAUCCAAUUAAUAGGUUGGAGGAUAGCGUGUUCAGGGAUUUGUCCAGGCUUGAAAAACUGUCUAUGGAGAAUUCAAGCCUAGUGCAGCUUCCUCGAAAUGUAUUUUCGAACUUGGCGUCUCUCGAAAUGCUCGACUUGGAUUCGAAUCAGCUGACUGAGCUCAACGAUGGGAUGUUCCGUGGAUUGGAGAAUCUGGAAGAAUUGUAUCUGAAUCACAACCCCAUUGGAGACGUAAAAGUGAAUACUUUCCAUCAGCUUGGAAAUUUACAAGAAGUAUCAAUUGGGCCGAGCUCUGUCAACAACUUGGACAGAGAUCUGCUGAAGUAUGCUCUACGUUUGGAGGAGCUGUAUUUGCAUGGUUUUGAAGUUUCAUCGCUUCCACGAGGUUUCUUCCAUUUCAACCGGAAGCUUAAAGUGCUUUCCAUCAACUCGGAUGAUAAGCUUACGGCGAUUGAUAAGGAUUGGUUCAGAGAGCUACCGAAUCUGUUAACUUUGAAUCUCGUGGAAAACAGUAUCAGCAGUUUUCCGGUGGGAAUUUUUGACGAUCUUGACGAUUUAGAGAACUUGUUUCUUUCAGAUAAUCCUGCCAAAUCUUUGGAUGUUAAGUUAUUUGUAAAGCUCCCGAGACUGGAAAGCCUUGAACUGGCGGGCAUGUUGCUAGAAUCCUUACCGCUGGGUAUUUUCGAUAAUUUACUGGAACUGGAACAGUUGGACUUGAGCCGGAACGGUCUCAGCUCAUUGGAUAACGACAUUUUCCGGCACCUGUUUUCAUUGGAAGUUCUAUCGUGGAGCAGCAAUGGAAUCGAAUCCUUGCAACCUGAAUUGUUCCGUGGAUUACGCAAUCUUAAUCAAGUAGAUUUAAGUGAAAAUAAACUUAACUCUCUGGAAUCCCAACUUUUCCGGGACUGUUUGAAUUUGGAGCGGCUGGAUUUAUCCGGGAAUCAGUUUGUCGAAUUUGAUUUACCUCGUAUGAGUUUUGCGAAGACUUUGGUUGAACUUGACGUUUCGAAGAACAACUUGAAUUCGUUAGCCAUUACGGAAGAUCUAAACGUUUUGUAUGCUGAUGACAAUAAGCUGAGUUCCAUUCAAGCGGAAUCUUCACCAUCCUACGAACUGUUUGAACUAUCCUUGGCGAGGAACCAUUUUACGAGUUUAGAUUCAAUCUUGCGUUUUAAUAAUCUUGAGAAUCUUAAUGUAUCAGGCAACGCACUGCAGCAUCUGGAUUUAGCUCGAAUGACGAAUUCUCUCGAUGAACUGGCCAUUUUCAAUGCAUCAUACUGCGAAAUCAGCAGCUUCGAAGAAGCCGGAAUGACUACACAGGAAUCGAUGGCAGUUUUGGACAUUUCCCACAACAAACUAAACACUUUGGACUACAAUCUGUUUGGUCACUUCCCGGAUUUGGAAAUGUUUGUUAUUGGAGGAAAUUCAUUCAACACUAUUGACGGUGAAAAAAUUGUGCAGACAUUCAAGGAUAUGGAGUUCAUUGGUUUGCAGGGCACUGAAUGGAUCUGUGAUCAGCUUGAACAGGCGAUUCAUGUUUUCGAAGAGGAAGAAGUUUUGCUCUGGAAGAAACAGGAAAUGGAGUGUCCGGGAAAAAGUUUUGCCGGAAUCUGUUGCUAAAGCUAUUAUAGAUCAGCGGCCGACGAUUGCCAACAAUAGAAACCAAGUUAUUUAUGAUGUUCUUAUGAUUGAUUUUGAGCUAGAUUCUCCGAUUUGAUACCAUUCGCGCCCGAAACGCGUCGAUAGAAAAGAUCAUAUAUCUUUUAACGAAUUUGAACCGGGACCCGAUCAGUUCCGCACCGUCCAUUGUUGUUCCUUGCCCCCCCUACACACACAGAAUGGACCUACAAUCUAAUACUAUCCAGUAGCUUUGAUUUAUUGUCGAAAAAUAAACCAUUUUUUGU
Messenger RNA from Uranotaenia lowii, 4035 nucleotides. Its product is annotated as toll-like receptor 13. Gene Ontology annotation, molecular function: protein binding. The transcript is spliced from 2 exons. The record is from RefSeq and is a predicted model, not a curated record. Bases 143 to 3751 code for a protein of 1202 amino acids. NCBI's taxonomy places the organism in Eukaryota, Metazoa, Arthropoda, Insecta, Diptera, Culicidae. Gene Ontology annotation, cellular component: extracellular matrix.